Messenger RNA from Aethina tumida (small hive beetle), 1568 nucleotides. RefSeq lists its product as uncharacterized. The transcript is spliced from 3 exons. The record is from RefSeq and is a predicted model, not a curated record. NCBI's taxonomy places the organism in Eukaryota, Metazoa, Arthropoda, Insecta, Coleoptera, Nitidulidae. The coding region runs from base 356 to 1162 and encodes 268 amino acids.
UUGAGGUGUGCUGCGCGGCCGAACAAACGAACGUCUCGAACGUUUCGAGGGGUCAUCAAUUAAAAAGGAUUUUUUUCGUCUCGGAACGGCUACACGAUAAUUCGUAUUUCGUGGCCGGUGCCCGUUACUGCCGAAAAUAAAUAGUGAUCAGUCUUUAUUAUUGUUAUUAUUAUUUUAUUAUUAUUAAUAGUCAAUUUCGGAUGCGAAUCGUGCGGUAAAUAAACAAAUGGGCCUUCUAUUUGAACCGAUGCAGUUUCGGGUUGCGAUGGUUUAGGAUGGUUUGGACGCAAGCCAUGUUCCGUUUUUUUAACGAGAUGAUGAUUUGAUGCUAUGAAAUUGUACGUUAAAAAUAAUAAUGGAUUUGCAACGAAAAAUAAGAAAUCUUGCCAAUAAAAUGAACCCGUCGCCGGUAAAACCAUCGCCGACCCAGCAGCAUCAGGGCUCGAAUCAGGGGAUGGCCACCCUCAUUGUUAUGUUGGCAGUUUUGAUGAUAAUAAUAAUGUUCUGUUGUUUUGCCGCGCCAGGCGUGAGGAACCUUUGCAAGCGAUAUAUAUUCCGUACAUGCACCAUCGAUGAUCCAGACACAGAUAAUGUUGGCACGCCAGCCGCAGAGUCAGCCACGCCAACAAUAAUUCUCCUGCCAUACGGAAGAAUGCUGUUGGUCGACAGAUCCGUGUUCGCUCAACUGCACACGGACCAACCGGGCCUGGAUUUCUUCGAAUUGAGUGCCGACUUGAUCCGCGCCCAACGUCACCAGACCGGCAGCACUCCCAGCAUCCUGGACUCGGACACGACCAGCAAAGGUCUGUCGCCGAUUUCCCUCGGACUGUCGCCGCCUGCCUACGAGGACAUAUUCGGCGACAAGUCCAGGUCCGAUCUUCCGCCCUCCUACAGUGAGCUGAGUCUCAUGUUCAGGAAUUACAAUAGACAGAUCCAUUGUGAGAGCAUCGAGAUGUGUAGUUUGAACGAACGAGGUUUGGUUGGCAACAGUGAUGAAAUUAGUGAUACGGAUGUAAAUAAUGAUAAUAAUAUUAAUAAAGAAUUGGAUGAAGGUGGCGGAGUGGGUAUAGACAUCGAGAGCAGUCCAUCCACAUCGAAUCUGGAAUGUCCGGAGGACAGAUCCAGUCGAGAGAAUCAAUACAAUAAAGAGAGCAUUAUGUAAGCUGUUAUCAACUUGUUAUUUAGUAAGGUGUAAGUCUCAUUGUUUAUACAUAAAGAUAACAAAAAAACGCUUUAAUUUGGGAUAGGUGAGGUUUCACUAAAUUAAAAAAAAAACAUGACCUAUUGCUGGACGCAAUCCGUCUAAUGUUCUAAUUUAAUUUUAAUCUCUGUUGAACUGUAAAGAACUAUUCCAAGCUACUAAAAAGUAUUGUUGUAUUUCUGAAAUGCACUUUCAAUAUGCAUUGUAAAUAAAAUUAGUUUUUCGAUUCCUUAAAUUUUAUCAUAGCAAUGUACGAACUCCAAGUGACCUAACAUUUUCAGUGUAGUUUUAAAAUUAUCAUUCUUACUUUGCAAUAGUAAUUCUAUUUUUUCGCAAAGUCAGUAAGAAUCAUAAUGCUUUAAAACUG